Molecule: messenger RNA, 633 nt
Organism: Fusarium pseudograminearum CS3096
Lineage: Eukaryota; Fungi; Ascomycota; Sordariomycetes; Hypocreales; Nectriaceae
Exons: 2
Coding region: 1-633 (210 amino acids)
Source: RefSeq, a predicted model, not a curated record
AUGAAAGAAAAAGCCUCACCUUGCCCUAGUAGCACAAAACAGGCCCAAUGCCUCACGCACAAUCCGUCGACACUUGACAGCCAUAAACUAGACCCCAACGAACCUAAAUCGAGUCCAGAAACUUCAAAUUCGUCAUCAGAAACUACCGCAUAUCGGGAAAAGAAACGUCUGACUGGCAUUAUUUUCCACGCCCUACUACGUGUACUUCAAUUCACAUUCGCUGUAGUCGUGGCGAUUCUAUACGGAGUUGACCUCAAACAAGCGACAAAGAGCAAUGCAAGGGCACACCCUUCUUGGGUCUACGCCGAGGUUGUAGCCGGACUUUCUAUGAUAAGCUGCAUGAUGCAAUGGCUCUUCAUGACAGCUUUGUGGUACUGGUGCUUGUUGGAUGCAAUCAUCUCUGUUCUUUGGCUGGCCCAAUUCGGAGUCUUUGCAUCGAUUUAUCUGGACGCAGAGGCCGAACAAGCAUUUGCGCCAGCUUCGGUUGACAGGAUGCAGGCGGCUGUCUGGAUCAAUCUUGUUUGCGUUGUUUUGUGGUUCGUGGCAACACUCUAUGGUGCUAUUGGGUGUUGUGCUCGUUUCAAGAGAGCGAGGCAAAUGAGAAAGGACGCUAGGAUAGGCUUGAAGGUCUAG